UCGUGCCGAGGCCCCGCCCCCUGAGCCUGGGUAACGGCGUGCGGAGUUUGUGCUUGGCGAGCUGCUGGACAACAAACGAGUUGGGAUGGCCACCAGCUGGGGGAGCAUCUUGCAGGAUGAGAAGCAGCUUGAAGAGUUGGCGCGGCAGGCCAUAGACCGGGCCUUGGCUGAGGGCGUGUUGCUGAGGUCUGCACAGAAUCCCAGCUCCUCGGACGUGGUGACCUACGCCCCGUUCACGCUCUUCCCCUCACUCGUCCCUAGUGCUCUGCUGGAGCAGGCCUAUGCUGUGCAGAUGGAUUUCAACAUGCUGGUGGAUGCUGUCAGCCAAAACGCAGCCUUCCUGGAGCAAACUCUGUCUAGCACCAUCAGAAAGGAUGACUAUACUGCCCGUCUCUUUGACAUCUACAAGCAAGUCCUGAAAGAGGGCGUUGCCCAGACUGUGUUCCUGGGCCUGAAUCGCUCAGAUUACAUGUUCCAGUGCAGUGCGGAUGGAUCCAAAGCCCUGAAACAGAUUGAAAUCAACACCAUCUCUGCCAGCUUUGGGGGCCUGGCCUCCCGGACUCCUGCUGUGCACCGACAUGUUCUCAACGUCCUGAAAAAGACCAAAGAAGCUGCCAAGAUCCUCUCCAAUAAUCCCAGCAAGGGCCUGGCCCUGGGGAUCGCCAAAGCCUGGGAGCUCUAUGGCUCAGCUAAUGCUGUGGUACUACUGAUUGCUCAAGAGAAAGAAAGGAACAUAUUUGACCAGCGUGCCAUAGAGAAUGAGCUGCUGGACAGGAACAUCCAUGUAAUCCGGCGAAGAUUUGAAGAUGUUGCUGAAAGGGGUUCCCUAGACCAGAACCGAAGGCUGUUCAUGGAUGACCAGGAAGUUGCUGUGGUUUACUUCCGAGAUGGCUACAUGCCCAGUCAGUAUAAUCCACAGAACUGGGAAGCACGCUUACUGCUAGAGAGAUCAUGUGCUGCCAAGUGUCCGGACAUUGCCACACAGCUGGCUGGGACCAAGAAGGUGCAGCAGGAACUGAGCAGGGUGGGCCUGCUGGAAAUGCUGCUCCCAGGCCAGCCUGAGGCUGUGGCCCGUCUCCGUGCCACCUUUGCUGGCCUCUAUUCAUUGGACAUGGGUGAAGAAGGGGACCGGGCCAUUGCUGAAGCCCUUGCUGCUCCUAGCCACUUUGUGCUGAAGCCCCAGAGAGAGGGUGGAGGUAAUAACCUGUAUGGGGAGGAAAUGGUACAAGCUCUGGAGCAGCUGAAGGACAGCGAGGAGAGGGCUUCCUACAUCCUCAUGGAGAAGAUUGAGCCUGAACCCUUUGGGAAUUGCCUCCUGCGGCCUGGCAGCCCUGCCCGCGUGGUCCAGUGCAUCUCAGAACUGGGUAUUUUUGGAGUCUAUGUCAGGCCUCUGCUCAAGGAUCACUUGGAGAAGCCUUCUCUGACCACCCGAGGCACUAUCUCACUGUUUUCUUCACAGAACUUAUCUCUACCUGUGACUAAAUUGUAACCAAUAAAACUGGUUUAUUGUCUGGCCCCUCCUUACUAAAAUGUGAGCCCCAUAAGAUAAGAGAACUUAACAGUGUUAUUCACAGUAACAUCCCAUGUGCUCAUUAGAUCAGUGCCUGGUCAUAGUAGGCACCCAAUAAGUACUGAUGAAUGGAUAAACCGGUAGACAGACAAUGGACAAGCAGGCUCCAGACAUGAGGCCAAACAUGACAUAGUAAUACCCAUUUCUACAUGCCCCAUCUCUGUCAACACUAAAAAAUAAGAGCCUGUUUUCCCUAGAAUCUAUUCUCAGAUGGUACCAUGCUGAGAUUCUCCCUGCAACACUCAUUCCUGCUCUUUUAAAAAAAUAUUCUUUAUUAUUUAUAUAUGUGUGUGUGUAUCUAUGUUUGAGUGUGUUCACUUGUGUGUGUGUGUGUCCUCCAAGGAUAGAAGAGGGCAUUAUAUCCCCUGGAGGUAGAGCUAGAGAUGGUUGUGAGCUCCUGGCGUAGGUGCUGGGAAGCAAACUCAGGUCCUCCUGCAGCCAGUGCUCUGAACCACUCAACAAGUGCUGUGAGCCCUCGUCCCUACUCUUCCAGCCAUGCUGUAGCUCUCCUGGACACCAGGUGUGGACAUCGGGGCACCUUCCUUUCUCUACUCUUCACCCCUGGCCAACUCUUCCAGAAAUGGAAAGUGAAGGUAUAUGUUUUGGAGAGAGGGGUUGGGCAGGACAGCCAA
Messenger RNA from Microtus ochrogaster (prairie vole), 2202 nucleotides. RefSeq names its product glutathione synthetase (gene Gss). Gene Ontology annotation, molecular function: ATP binding; glutathione binding; glutathione synthase activity. Gene Ontology annotation, biological process: glutathione biosynthetic process. The record is from RefSeq and is a predicted model, not a curated record. Lineage: Eukaryota; Metazoa; Chordata; Mammalia; Rodentia; Cricetidae. Gene Ontology annotation, cellular component: cytosol.